GUCAACCGGGGUCCCUAGACUAUCGGCUUCGCGAGGGCUUAAGCGGUUCCGGGGUUAAAUGGUACCUCCGGUACCUCGGGCAAGGCAAGCCCUCAGUUGAAGCCAGAGCCAUGGCAGAGGUCAGAAUGGAGAUUGGGAAUGAGGGACGUGAGAGACAGAAAAGGCGACAAACCCGCACCCGCCGAUAGGUGGAAGAGUGGGCCCAACAAACAGGCUCACUUACCCGCACCUGCUGAAAAGCAGAAGAGCGGGCCACAGCGACAACAGCAGCACAGACCCGCGCCCGCUGAAAAGCAGAGAAGCGAGGAACCAACAGGCUCCAACAAAAGAGGUAGCAACCAGGUCACUCCGCCAGAGACACCGGGCACCAAACGGCAGCGGGAGCAGCCACCCCCUCCGAACUCAUGGUCUAGGAGCCUGGCCGGGCCGAUCGAGCAAGGACAGGCGCAGGGGGGUGCCACUCAGCAACCCAGCUAUUCGGAAGCCCUCAACGGCAUUCGGGUAGCGGUGCUGCCUUGUGAGUACCCUGCUGCUGCCCUGAACUCGGAAGACCUAACCAGACUCCAGGAUGCCAUCAUGGAAGAGGUUUUCAAAGGAUGGUCGCACCCGCUGGUGUUCUGUGGUGUGUACUUCAGAUCCGGCAUGCUCCUGGUUGACUGCAGGGACGAGAGAACAGCAACCUGGCUGGUGAAAAAAGCACCGGCACUUGAGGGCUGGAAGGGACCCGAGAUGUGCACGAAGAGGGGGGAUGACAUCCCUCCAGUGCAUAACAUCACGGUGUUCCUGCCAAGAAGCGCCGACAAAUCGGCGGAGUUUGCGUUGGGGCUACUAAAAGCGCAGAAUGAGGGCAUCCACAUCUCUGCGUGGAAGGUAGUGUCCAGCUCUGUAGAGGAGAACGGGGUCAGACUAUUUCUGGGCAUAGAUGAGGAAUCGUACGUCAGCAUCAAGAGGGCUGGCUUCAACCUAAACUAUAGGUUCAGUUUCGUCACGGUGAGGCCGUGGAGCCAAAAGGCAACAGAUAGCAAGGAGUCGGAGUCGCAGGAGACGCAAAUCGAGGCGGCUGCCGACUCCUCCGCUGCCCAGGCGACCUAGUCCACCUCGACCUUACCGGCGGAACAGCCACCCCUCACAAGCACGUCCGAGCCAGCCACCACCACCAAGCCAGCGGAAGACGUGCCAUCCACGCAGGAGUUGCUAUCAGGCAUCGACUUCAGGCGACUUCAGCUCGAUAGGAGAAGCGAGAGCGAACUACAGCUCUCCGAUCUCGACGAGCCGCAACUAUGACCACGCGUCACUUAGCAGUAGCCCAGGUCAACCUGCAUCAUGCGGUGGCUGCUUCGGCGGUCAUCUCCAGCAGUUUCGCCACGGAUGACCUGGGCAUUCUACUGAUCCAAGAGCCGUGGACCUACAGAGGCCAGGUUAGGGGCCUCAACCACAACAACAACAAGGUAAUUUGGGACCUCUCCUGCGAGAGGCCCAGAGCAUGUGUGGUGCUUAAGAAGAACAUUGAUUACUUUUGCAUUACAGAGUUUCUAACACAGGACUUGGUCGCAGUGCAACGACGCUCUCGUUAAGUGGCAGAAGCCUAGAGGUGGUGUUUGCCGCGGCCUAUUUUCCGGGGGACAGCAACUACGCCCCUCUGCAAGAGGUAUAGCAGCUAGUGGAAUUCUGCAGAAAGAGACGGCUCCACCUCAUCAUAGGGUGCGAUGCGAAUGCCCACAACGUUGAGUGGGGCAGCACGGAUACGAGCCGCAGAGGUGAGUGUCUCCUAGAGUACAUCUUAAGUGAGGAACUAAGCAUCCACAAUGUUGGCCAAACACCGACAUUUGUAACGAGGGCUAGAGAGGAGGUACUAGACAUCAUGCUUAGCAACAGACUGGCUAGCCCUCUGGUCACCCAGUGGGGGGUCUCAUCGGAGCCCUCACUGUCAGACCAUAGGAUUAUCCAGUUUGCACUGGGAGUAGAAGUCAGAACUAGGCAGGCAAACAGGAACCCCAGGAAAACUGACUGGGCAAAGUACAGCGAGACUUUAGAGUCAAACCUGACUGGAAUUAAGUCUAGGAGUAGGUACACUAACUGCAUGAGCCUAGAGAGCACCGUCAAUGAGUUAAAUGGCGCUAUUGUAGAUGCCUUUAACUCAAGCUGCCCGGAGACAAAACCAGGAGGGAAGGCAUCAGUCCAGUGUUGCUGAAGCAAGGCAAGGAGCUCCUACUUCCACACCUCGUGAACAUCAUGAGGGCUAGCCUAGCGCUCGCUCACAUCCCUGAGGUUUGGCAAAGGGCUCGGGUUAUUUUUAUCCCGAAGAUAGGAAAGAGAGAUUAUUCUCUAGCUAAGUCCUCAGGCCGAUAAGCCUUACCUCCUUUGUGCUUAAGGCGAUGGAGAAGGUUAUCGACCAUGAAAUCAGGAACAACACCCUUAAACAGGUGCCUUUACACCCCGACCAACAUGCCUACAGAGUGGGCAGGUCUACGGACACCGCACUGUACACCUUGUCUACGGUAGUACAAGAUUCCUUUGAGUGUGGUGAAACAGUACUCUGUGCCUUCAUCGACAGUGAGGGGGCGUUUGACCACACCUCUCAUAUUAGUGUCGACCGGGCACUUGAAAAACGCAAUGUGCAGGCAACGAUCCGCAGGUGGAUAGCCAGGCUACUAAAUUCACGAAUCGCUGAAACCGACAUCGGGGACAGCGUGGUAAAGCUAAAAACUACAAAAGGUUGCCCUCAGGGAGGAGUCUUAUCCCCUCUCCUGUGGAGCUUAGUUGUGGACGAACUUCUACGGAUUUUCACGGACAAUGGCAUCCGCUGUCAAGGCUAUGCGGAUGACAUCGUGAUUAUCGCCAGAGGAAAGUUCGUGAGCACUCUCUGUGAUAUAGUGCAAAGGGGACUAAACCUGGAGGCUGGUGCGUGGACAUGGGCCUCAGCAUCAACCCCUCUAAAACGGUUAUUGUCCCUUUCACUAGAAGAAGAACGCUUCCAGGCAUGAGGAACAUUUCUUUGAAUGGGGUCGCCAUCAACGUCGCCACCGAAGUUAAAUACCUGGGACUAACCCUGGAUUCUAAACUUCUGUGGAUGGCACAUGUUGACGCGGUCACUUCCAAAGCUACGAGGGCACUAAUGGUAUGCAAACGCCUGGCAGGGAAGACCUGGGGCUGUAGUCCCAGGAUUUUGAGAUGGAUAUAUACCAUGAUAGUUAGACCAAUAGUCACCUAUGGAGCAGUGGCUUGGGCCUCGAGAACCACCCUCACCACGGUGAGGCAAUCCCUCACCAAGCUUCAACGUCUGGCAUGUGUAUGCAUUACGGGGGCAAUGCGCGCAUGUCCGACGGCAGCGCUGGAGGUGAUUCUCGAGCUCGAGCCGCUGCACCUUACCAUAGAACAGGCUGCAAAGCGAACUCUACUAAAUUUCGCGAGGGAAGGCUUUGGCAGGGGCAAAACCAUAUCAUUAAGGAACAGAGACAAGCUAGGCUCCCAAGUUCCGCUAGCUUUACUCCCCUGAGACGACAGACCUAAGGUGGUUAACUUUGACAGGAAUUUCAAAAUAGAGCUUUGCACCAAGGCGACCUGGAUCACCUCUCUCAUGGAGAGGCUGAUCCAAUCGAGCUCGUUGCAAUGGUACACAGACGGCUCGAAGACUCCGGAAGGCAUUGGGGCUGGCGUCUACGGGCCGAGGCUACAGCUCUCGGUACCUAUGGGGGCAUACCCGAGUGUCUUCCAGGUGGAGGUCUAUGCCAUCAGUCUGUGUGCAGAAAUUAACCUACGUAGGAAUUACCGUAACGAGAGAAUUUUAAUAUUGAGCGACAGCCAGGCGGCACUCAAGGCCCUCUCAGCAUUUGAGGUCAAGUCGUCCUUGGUUCUUGAGUGCAUAGAUAGUAUCAACAGCCUGGCGGAGCACAACGAAAUUCAAUUAACUUGGGUACCAGGACACAUAGGAGUUGCGGGCAACGAGGAAGCGGACCGACUAGCUAGAAUGGCGGCCGCCUCGUCGCCUAUAGGGCCUGAGCCCUUCCUACCGAUUGGACCUAGUACAAUCAAGGAGGAGCUCAGAAAAGAAAGGAACAGACAAAGGAAUCAACACUGGCGUAACACUACAGGUUUACGUCAAGCAAAACACCUACUGGGAGGCUACGACCUUACGAGGUACAGGGCAAUUGUCAAUCUAUCCAAAGGAAAACUAAGGAUUAUAACAGGUUUUCUGACGGGUCACUGCAGACUGAGAGGCCACCUACACAAGCUAGGGAUUUGGUCAAACGACCUAUGUCGUUUCUGCGACGUGACUGAGGAGACUCCCGUGCGAAUGCGUGGCGGCCGCGAGAAGACGGGAGAGGUACCUGGGCCACUACUGGCCAAGUAACGAAGCAAUACAAUCGCUAAUCCCUGGGGAUCUCCUCAAAUUUUUGGGCUCUCUAGGAUUAGAUGAGGUACUGUAAAUGGUUGAGGGCACAAUAGACCUGCUGGUCGCAGU
Rhagoletis zephyria (snowberry fruit fly) is the source of this 4462-nucleotide messenger RNA. RefSeq lists its product as uncharacterized. Lineage: Eukaryota; Metazoa; Arthropoda; Insecta; Diptera; Tephritidae. The record is from RefSeq and is a predicted model, not a curated record.